AUGGCUCUUUUUCCUUCUAAAGUUGGCAACAAAGCGCGCAAUAUCCAACCCGACGUGAAGAAGGUGUUGGAAUCAAGGUCCGUAGAACACAAGGAAGAGAGGGAAGGCGCAGUCACAUGCACUACAGCAAUGAAAAAUCUUUUGCGCAAUUUGCAUUGA
Messenger RNA from Dovyalis caffra, 159 nucleotides. Lineage: Eukaryota; Viridiplantae; Streptophyta; Magnoliopsida; Malpighiales; Salicaceae. The record is from the annotation of a GenBank genome assembly.